Molecule: messenger RNA, 1500 nt
Organism: Echinostoma caproni
Lineage: Eukaryota; Metazoa; Platyhelminthes; Trematoda; Plagiorchiida; Echinostomatidae
Source: the annotation of a GenBank genome assembly
UUGCAGGAUACGGCUAAAUUAGCUCUUUCGAUUCACACAGAACGACAAAAUUCUUCUUAUUUAUCAUCACAUGAUGGAAACUUACCAACACAUGUGGGUAAUUUUGCGAACCAGAAACCCGAAGGUCUUUCACCUGAAGAACUAGUGCUGGAAUCCCGUUUGAUGGUCCAGCUGCGAGGUGCUUUGGGUCAGCUUCAUGAAAUCUUCUUUAGCUGGCCAAUGACCAACAAGCUGGAGCUGUUAGCCAUUUCCCGUUCAUUGCCCCAAAGAACGAGACGUGUGCCCAGUCGGAUUUCUGGGACUCGAGACGAGCCACAACAUGCCGAAUCAUAUAACGAUGUUUGGGCUCAACGUGAUUCUAUCGAUGUACGCCGAAGAUGGAAUUCAGGUGUAUCGCACUCCAAUCCACGGUCGCCGACCACCGGAGAAAACAGGAUUACUGAAUAUGUUACAAACGUAAGGUCUUACGCCAACUACAGCCUCACCAAGUCAAUCGACUCAGUGCGCCAGUCAUGGCCGCAGAACCAACUAGAGAGACGACAACAAGUUUUAUUUCCACUAUCCGGACUAACCGCAUUAGCAUACGACAAUGCGGAACAUCAACAAACAAAACAACAGCCCCAACCCCCACAACCCCCGGAAUCAUGCGAAGCCAUCGCAUCUCCCGUCCUGGACCAACACCACUCAGAACCGUAUCUGAAAGGCAACAAAAUUGCCAAAUUACGAACUCAGAUACCCAAACAAAUACCACGGUCAUCCAAAACUCGGGAGAACGAUUCACGUUCAUCGGAUCGCGUGUCAUCUGCAGACACACAGCUCGAUUACACUCCAGUUCGACUACACACUCCACCUACCCCGAACACUCUGAAAACAAUGAUCAGCAACUUAACAAACUUGUCCACCAAACCUAUACCAACUGCAGCGCUGCGACCUCCAGUGGGUCGUGCCAGUUGCUUCACUCUUCGUCAGAUGUGUCAGAACCUGCGAACCGAACGCCAGAAAAGCGGUCAGAUACCAUUCGCUUCGUCAAUAAACCUAUCGAUAAAAUCCAAUCAAAAUCGACCUAUCCAACUACACCGACGGGGAGCGCUUUUGGUUCAUCAAUUCAGCGGCAGCAAUCAACUGAGCACCGGUUACAUGCUUCUCGACGCAGCCCAGACGCGGAUGUCGAAAACCGAGGGUUUGACGAAUGUGAUUUCCACCCCGAACUCUUUGAUUGCAAAGAGCCAAACCUACUCCGUACAUCGCCACAGUGGACGAAGGAAGAAGCGUUGUCUGUCAUCGGUGAACCUUGCCGACCAUCCGCUGAGAGAAAGACCGUGGCAGACUCACAGGUCAAUUUCCGCCCUGGCCGAAUACCCAGCACGCGUGCCAUAUUGGAAAGAAGUGCUUUGGCAAUGGCGAAAUCAGCGGCACAAUCCGGCAGGCAUUGCCGGCGAUCUGCCUGUGCCUAUUCAUCACAAUACGGAUACCCUAAAAGAUCUCACUGUGAAAACAUAG